AUGUCGGCUGCCGAGAACCCGCAACCUGUGCAGCCCGUGAAGCUUUCGCUGCCUCUUAUUUACCAGCAGAAGCUUUUUGAGGAGCUCCGGAAGGAUGAUGAGCUCGUCAUCUUGGCCCGGGGCCUCGGUCUCGUGCGUCUUGUCACCAACCUUCUUCACUCGUACGAUGCUGCGGGGAACAACCUGAUUGUCAUCGUCGGUGCCGACGACCGGGAAAACGCGUGGAUCGGCGAGGCUCUUGCCGAACAUGCCGCCAUCAGCAUGUCACCCCGUGCCCGGGGCCUGACGGUGGUCAACACCGACUUCACCAAUGUUGCCGCUCGUGAGAAGAUGUAUGCGGCAGGGGGCAUCUUCAGCAUCACCUCUCGCAUCUUGGUAGUUGAUAUGCUCACCGGCCUGCUCAAUCCCGAGAUUAUUACGGGCUUGCUGGUCCUCCAUGCCGACCGUGUCGUCGCCACCUCACUAGAGGCCUUCAUCCUCCGGAUAUACCGCCAGAAGAAUAAGGUCGGCUUCCUCAAAGCGUUCUCUGACAACCCGGACCCAUUCACCAUCGGCUUCUCGCCCCUAGCCACCAUGAUGAGGAAUUUAUUUCUUCGAAAGGUCUCUCUGUGGCCGCGCUUCCACGUGCACGUCGCGGAAGCUCUCGAGGGGAAGAAGAAGGCAGAGGUGAUUGAGCUGGAGGUCCCGAUGACCGAUGCCAUGCGUGAUAUUCAAAACGCCGUCAUGGAAUGCGUCGAGAUUAGUAUUCAGGAGCUCAAAAAGAGCAACCCGGGGCUGGACAUGGACGAUUGGAAUCUCGACAGCGCCCUGCUCAAGAACUUCGACACCAUCAUCCGCCGCCAGCUCGAACCUAACUGGCACCGCGUCAGCUGGAAGACCAAGCAGAUCGUGAACGAUUUGACCGUGCUUCGUAGCAUGCUCCAGUCCGUCUUGGCACUGGACGCCGUGUCGUUCCUUCAGCAACUCGACACCAUCCACGCCGCUCAUUCGCCGGCUCCCGGGUCGACGAGGCAGACGCAGUCCCCUUGGCUGUUCCUGGACGCUGCACAGACCAUAUUCGAGACGGCAAGGAGGCGCGUCUACUCGAGCAGCCAGAGAGCCGGCCCAGACACCGCUAAUAUCGAUGCUCUGCGGCCAGUUCUGGAGGAACAGCCAAAAUGGGCCGUCUUGGCCGACGUGCUGGAAGAGAUCGACCGUGAUCUUUACUUUGAGCCCGCCGUGCGCGAUGAUUCCAACGGGACGAUAUUGAUCAUGUGUUCCGAUACCAACACGUGUCGUCAGCUUCGAGAGUACCUCCAGACCAUGCACGUCAAGCCGAGAACGGAGAAGAAGAUUGAGGAAUUCCAUGACCCUGAAGAGGACAAGCCUUCGGCUGCGUUCAUGAUGAGGAGGAAACUGCGUAACUACUUGAAGUGGAAGCGGGAGUUUGCCCAGGUAAAUGCGAACCUGUUCUCGGAGGUCCACAAGGCCGUCACGGGGGCAGUUGACCCGCGCCUGGCAAAGAGCAGGGCUCCCCCGAACAAGAGACGCCGGGUCCGCGGUGGCGGAACGGUUGGCGCCGGACCAGGCCGCCUCGACAACGGAAGCAUCGCGCAGUAUUUUGAGAAACCGGGAGAGGUUGCCGAGUUGAUGGCCGAGAUACAGAUCAGGGAAGAAGAAACGAAACAAAAGGAAGACGUGGUCUCCGACCCCCUGGAGGAUAUGGACGACUAUUACCAGCUCUACGAGAUGCAGGACUUGGUUGUCAUCCACGCAUAUGACGGCGACAUGGACGAACACGUCUUGGAGGAGAUCAAACCAAAGUACAUCAUCAUGUACGAGCCGGAUGCCGCCUUCAUCCGCCGGAUCGAAGUCUAUCGGUCGUCCCACAACGACAGGAACGUCAGGGUCUACUUCCUCUACUACGGCGGCUCCGUCGAGGAGCAGCGCUACCUGUCCACCGUCCGCCGCGAGAAGGACGCCUUCACCAAACUCAUCAAAGAGCGCGCCAGCAUGUCCCUCGUCAUGACGGUCGAUCCGCACGGCGCCGAAGACCCGCAGGAGGCUUUCCUGCGCACCAUCAACACGCGCAUCGCAGGCGGCGGCAAGCUGGCCGCGACGGCCCAGCCGCCCCGCGUGGUCGUGGACGUGCGCGAGUUCCGGUCCUCGCUGCCGUCGCUGCUCCACGGGCGCUCCAUGAUCAUCGUGCCCUGCAUGCUCACGGUGGGCGACUACAUCCUGAGCCCGCACGUGUGCGUCGAGCGCAAGAGCGUCAGCGACCUCAUCAGCUCCUUCAAGGACGGCCGGCUGUUCGCCCAGUGCGAGGCCAUGUUUGCGCACUACCGCAACCCCAUGCUGCUGAUCGAGUUCGACCAGAACAAGAGCUUCACGCUCGAGCCCUUCGCCGACCUGUCGGGCAGCGCGGCCAGCGUCAGCGCGGCGAACGCGGGCGCCAACGACCUGCAGAGCAAGAUCGUGCUGCUGACGCUGGCGUUCCCCAAGCUGCGCAUCAUCUGGUCGUCGUCGCCGUACGAGACGGCCGAGAUCUUUGAGCGGCUCAAGGCGCAGGAGCCGGAGCCCGACCCGAUCGCGGCCGUCAGGGCCGGCCUGGACAGGGAGGCGGCCGGCGACGAGGGCGACGCGCAGGCCGGGGGCCAGCAAAUGUUCAACGCGGUCCCGCAGGAGAUGCUGGCGACGGUGCCCGGGGUGACCCAAGGGAACAUUGCGAGUCUGAUGCGGCAGGCGGAGAACAUCACGGAGGUGGCUAACAUGACGGUGGAGGAGCUGAGCCCGCUGGUCGGGAGGGAGGCGGCGUGCAAGAUCAACGGCUUCUUUGCCAAGGACUUAUUGGAGGACGAAGGAUGAUGUCCGCACCCCCAAGGCAGUCAAAUGGAAUGAAUAUAUCACGCUGCAGUCGGCGUUGGCAUGAUACUCACGGCAGUACGAUAUUUUGCGCUCCAAAGACUCUUUAUGGAUGGAAAGAUUCGGGAGGUCAACAUAGGGUUAAACCAGUCUCUUCUGCUAAUCGCAACACAGUCUAUUUCGGCCCUUCUCAGUACCCUCUCAUUCUGGGGUAUCGCGGGUAUCUUCAGACAGGUAUGUAUUCCAACCACCCAUCC
Messenger RNA from Thermothelomyces thermophilus ATCC 42464, 3098 nucleotides. RefSeq lists its product as uncharacterized. The record is from RefSeq and is a predicted model, not a curated record. Gene Ontology annotation, cellular component: nucleotide-excision repair factor 1 complex. The transcript has 2 exons. NCBI's taxonomy places the organism in Eukaryota, Fungi, Ascomycota, Sordariomycetes, Sordariales, Chaetomiaceae. Gene Ontology annotation, molecular function: single-stranded DNA binding; single-stranded DNA endonuclease activity; damaged DNA binding. The coding region runs from base 1 to 2844 and encodes 947 amino acids. Gene Ontology annotation, biological process: double-strand break repair via homologous recombination; nucleotide-excision repair involved in interstrand cross-link repair; double-strand break repair via single-strand annealing, removal of nonhomologous ends.